GCUCGUUGCCAGGUCGCCAGGUUGCUACAGGCUUCGCAGUGCAAAGGGACUUUGUGGUUGUUUGGUAAAUUGCGGACUCCUUUACUUAUCCAGUAGAUGGAAGACAAACAAAGUGCACCAACUAAUCUCGAGUUAACAAAAGAUCAGUUGAAAACCAAAGACUCUUGUGGUGAUGAAUUACAGUCUGAUGGAGAUAGUGACGAAAAGCAAGUGGAAGGGAAUGGCUUUGUGACACAGUUAGGAGACAAUCAGUCUUUAAGUUCAGAAGAUUCAUCAAAAAAUGAUGGUUUGAGGAGCAAAAUCCCUCGUGUCAACUGCCCAGAACACAUUAUAUUAUGUUUGGAUUUAUCAGCAGAGAUGAAGUCAACAUCAUUUCAAAAUAAAACUGUUUUAGAUAGAACAGCAUUUCAGCUGGUCCAACGGGCAGGAGAAAUAUUUGUGAAGACCAAGUCAAAACUCAAUGCACAACACAUGUUCUGCAUUGUUGGCCUUGAUGAUAUUCCAACUUUUAGUGAUUUCACCAGUGAUAUAGCGACAAUUUGCAGCAUGCUGAACAUCCUUCAUCCAGAAGACAAACUUUCAACAUAUGAGGAUUAUGAUAUCCUUUAUUAGGUACAAGAAAAUGUUACUUUACCACAUGUGGAAGACAUAUCACUGCCCCCUCCAUAUGUUGUGCGAGUUAUCAUAGUGUAUGGACGAUCUUACUGCAUACCAAGAAUGUCUACAAGAGCAAAGGAGAUAUUUUCACAACUGUCUGCCUGCCCAUAUUUCUUUCUUGAUGUUCUUUAUGUUCAUGAGCUUCCCUCAGAAAUGAAUCGGUGCAAAGAAAUAUAUGAUUUUUUCUGUGACAUGGACGAAGAAGAAGAUGGGUUUAUGUUGGAAGUAUCACGCAGUACAACACGCCUGUUUGACCAUAUGGCGGCAUUGGUGGCACAUCCAUUACAAAGACCUAAACAACGAGAUACAUCUUACACUCUGACAUUAAGAGAAGAUUAACCAUUAACUGUAUUUUAUCCAGAAUACCUCAGUGUUUUUACCUUCACAUGUUCUUGUGAAGUGAUAUCAAAUAAUCAAAUUAAUUAACAUUUUUUAGUAAUAGAUAUUAAUACAGAACUUUCCAUCAUAGCAUAACGAUCAUGCCGUGAAAUGGAACAAAUCUGACAAAGUUUACACUCAGGAAACAUGAAUAUAGUACACACGAUAUCACAUAUACAGUGUUCACAAGGAACCUUAAUCAAAGGUUUUCACACUUUGAUAUUGCUAGAUACAUUUGCAAAACUCUUUCUUUGAAGCCAUGCAACAAUCAAAAGCAAUUUGCCAAGUGGCGUGUGAUUUGUUCCCCAGAGAUUAACAGGAACCUGUUACUAUUCAAUCAAAGUGUUGCAGUUGUACCUAAGUAUCACAGGUGUCAGUGUGAGGACCAAUCAAAGUGUUUGCAGUUGUACCUUAGUACCACAGGUGUCAGUGUGAGGACCAAUCAAAGUGUUGCAGUUGUACCUUAAGUAUCACAGGUGUCAAUGUGAGGACCAUGCCUAUCGUUGCAUAAAAUAUUGUAUUAAGUAA
This is a messenger RNA of Stylophora pistillata, 1563 nucleotides long. RefSeq names its product BRISC and BRCA1-A complex member 1-like. Gene Ontology annotation, cellular component: BRISC complex; BRCA1-A complex; nuclear body. Gene Ontology annotation, biological process: mitotic G2 DNA damage checkpoint signaling; positive regulation of DNA repair; double-strand break repair. The record is from RefSeq and is a predicted model, not a curated record. Lineage: Eukaryota; Metazoa; Cnidaria; Anthozoa; Scleractinia; Pocilloporidae.